Molecule: messenger RNA, 9388 nt
Organism: Homo sapiens (human)
Lineage: Eukaryota; Metazoa; Chordata; Mammalia; Primates; Hominidae
Gene: RAB27B
Product: RAB27B, member RAS oncogene family
Exons: 8
Coding region: 2629-3285 (218 amino acids)
Biological process (GO): anterograde axonal protein transport; multivesicular body sorting pathway; positive regulation of exocytosis
Cellular component (GO): membrane; late endosome; apical plasma membrane
Molecular function (GO): GTPase activity; G protein activity; GTP binding
Source: RefSeq, a predicted model, not a curated record
AAAAAUAUGUAAUAUGUUUAUGUGAUUCAAAAUUCAAAAAGCACCAAAGUGUACAGUAGAAACAUAUUUUUCCUCCUUGUCUCCUGCCAUAGUUCAUCUACCCAGAAGCAAACCUGCAAAAUCUAUCUUAUGCAUAUAAAAACAUUUAGGCGCAAAUAUAAUUCUUUUCCCUUUUUUUGCACAAGAAUUAGCAUACUAUUUAGGGUUGCCAAAUGAAAUACAGGACAUCAGUUAAAUGAGCAGUAUUUGGGACAUAUUUACACUAAAAAAUUAAUUGGUGUUUCAUCUGAAAUUCAAAUUAAACUGGGUGUCCUGAAUUUUAUUGGCUAAACCUGGCAUCAGUAAAUUAUUAUCCACCCUAUUCUGCAUCUUGUUUGUCUGCUUUUUUUUCUUUUUUUUCUGCAUUGGAAUCAUCUAAAACUCUGUUAAAACUCCCAGGCCCAAGCUACACACUCCAAACCAAUUUCAUCAGAAUCUCCAAGGAUCAUUCUUGGGCAACAGUAUUUUUUUCUGUGAUUGUGUUAAAUUGAGGAAUAAUUUAACAAAAAAAGCACCCAUUUUAAGUGUACCAUUCAAUGAGUUCAAUGACAAAUCUAUACACCUCUUUUUACUUAAUAAUUAUUUUGGUGAUCACCCAAAAAUCAGUUCUUAAAUUGUAAACCCUUUAGAGCAAGCUUUGUAUUUUAUGCUACUUUUCUUCACAGGACUUGAGCAUUCUGUGUUUCAGAUAAAUACAGGUUGACUAACAACAGAGUUCUUUAUUUCAGUCAUUAUUUAGGUUUAAUGCACAAAAUGAGAAAUGUUAUUAAUGAGUUUUUGCAGUUGCAACACUUGUUACAAAGAAAUGCAAAGGUUGCGAAGAAAUAGUUGCAGACACUACUUAGUACCAAGAGAUCAUUUCCACCUACUCAAGAUCUCCCCACUGGCUAAGUGGUACGCCAGGUGCUUCACAUACACUGGAUGACCCUACAAAUCCCUACUUAUAUAGGAGGGAUCUGAGGCCCAGGUUAAAGAAAUUGUUCAAGCCACAUAGCUAAUAUUGAGAGGAGCUAGGAUUCAAACCACAUGUUUAACCCCAAAUUCUUAGUAAGGAUACUUCUCAAUAUGGCAUAAUUUUGAGAUUCCACCUUUCUUCACACUAUUCAGAAACUCCUAUUUUUAAUUUGGAAAAUGGUUGAGAACAGCUGUUUCUGUUUCUCAGCAGAUGCUUAUCUCAGCCAAAAUGCCUUCUUGAGAGAACCAAUCAAGAGAAACCAAACAGGUCAAAUUUCUUUAGGCUCAAGUUUCUUUGAUCUGUAUUAAAGCCUUUACAAGGUAGUUCUGGAUUUUGUGUUUGUUGGUUCACAUGCCUUGGAUCACCUGAGCAUGAAGGCUUAUUGAAAGAAAUAGUUGAAAGGAUAUAAUUAUAAGUUGUGAUUUCAGGGGAAAGGAAGUAGUGUCUUUUGCUAAUGAACCUUAUUGUUCCCCUCAAGUUGUGUGUAUAUCAUAUCCAUGUCUUGAUGUGCCACUAAAAAUGAAAGAAUUGACUUAAAACACUAAGGGUGAAUAUCUUGUUUCUGCAUAUGCCAACUAUCUUGUUUCUCUUCCUUUAUGGAUGUGUGUUUUGAAAUGCAGGAUGUAGACACAGACCACAAAACCAUUCUAGUUUCUGCAGCGGAGAACGCAAUAUGAGUAUCUGUCUCAAGGUCAUUUCCUGAUAAUAUUAUCUUCCAGUAAUUUGAGGCAUAGGUUCAGGGAGGAGAGUAGGACGGAAUUCUAUUCCUGGCUUAGCUGUUUUCCUCUGUCUCCAUCUUUAAAGCAAUUUUGAAAGUCUCUUGCAUAUGGUUGAUGUUCAGUAAAGGUUGGAUGAACUGUCUUGACGUUCUUUUUGAAAACUGAGGAUAUGCUGUGUUCCGAGUAACUUGGCAAUGUGUCAGUGAGGGCACAAUUAUGAGUCAGAGACCAUAGAACUGCAAUGGGAUCUUAAAUUCUUUUAAUUUUGGCAAUCUCAAUUCAUCUAGAAGCACCUUUAGAAGAGCAAUUGAUCUUGAAAUCUUAACAUUCAUCAAUAAGUAGAUGAGAAAGAAGUUUAUAAAGUCAUUGAAUUUCAGAGAGAACUUGAUGCCUGGCAGUCUAUGGCAAGUUGUGGACUUGCUUUAUGUAUAUAUAUAUAUAUCCAUGAAACCACAAUUUGAUUGAUUCCAGUAGUUUUGACUUGGGUCUUGGCCCAGAAUUCAAAAGAUAAUGCUGUGACAGCAACAAGGAAAUUGUUCUGAGAACUCAACAUAGCUGAAAUUUGUCCGCAAGCAGACCUACUUUCAGAGUCCAGUCCCUUACAGAACGAUUAAUUCAUCAGCUGCUGAAGAAUCAAGUCCAAAUAAAAUUAAUGGUACCACACAAGCUUCAUCCUUUAGUUUACAUAUAAUCUGGAGUCCUGGCAGAAAGGAUCUAGGAAAGCAUUUAAAGAAAAAAAAAAAAGCAUGACUGCCUUAGAAAAAUUGAGUCAUGCACCAACUUAAGAAGACAAGCAGAAAAAUUUUUGAAAUCAAAUGAUAAAUCUUUCCAAAAAUUCUUGAAGUGAGUUUAUUUAAUCCAAACAUUUAUAUAACAUCUCAGCGCAUCUGUUUUGAACCGACCAAGACCAUCACUAUGACCGAUGGAGACUAUGAUUAUCUGAUCAAACUCCUGGCCCUCGGGGAUUCAGGGGUGGGGAAGACAACAUUUCUUUAUAGAUACACAGAUAAUAAAUUCAAUCCCAAAUUCAUCACUACAGUAGGAAUAGACUUUCGGGAAAAACGUGUGGUUUAUAAUGCACAAGGACCGAAUGGAUCUUCAGGGAAAGCAUUUAAAGUGCAUCUUCAGCUUUGGGACACUGCGGGACAAGAGCGGUUCCGGAGUCUCACCACUGCAUUUUUCAGAGACGCCAUGGGCUUCUUAUUAAUGUUUGACCUCACCAGUCAACAGAGCUUCUUAAAUGUCAGAAACUGGAUGAGCCAACUGCAAGCAAAUGCUUAUUGUGAAAAUCCAGAUAUAGUAUUAAUUGGCAACAAGGCAGACCUACCAGAUCAGAGGGAAGUCAAUGAACGGCAAGCUCGGGAACUGGCUGACAAAUAUGGCAUACCAUAUUUUGAAACAAGUGCAGCAACUGGACAGAAUGUGGAGAAAGCUGUAGAAACCCUUUUGGACUUAAUCAUGAAGCGAAUGGAACAGUGUGUGGAGAAGACACAAAUCCCUGAUACUGUCAAUGGUGGAAAUUCUGGAAACUUGGAUGGGGAAAAGCCACCAGAGAAGAAAUGUAUCUGCUAGACUCUACAUAGAAACUGAACAUCAAGAACCCCACCAAAAUAUUACUUUUAAAAACAAUGACAAACCACACAAUUGUUGUUGAGUAAACCACGCACAAUGGCAUGUCUUUCUUUUUCUGCCAGAAAAUCUAUUUUAAGAAACCAGAAUAGUCAACAGUGUUCAAAAGAAUUGACUAGUUAUCCCUGAGGCCCUUUCAAACAUGAUCAAAGAUUUCCCAAUGUGAUCUCAUCAUCAUGGAUACUCAAUUUGUUUUUUCUUAUAGAGAAAAUGAGUAUAUAAGACAAUAUACAAGAAGAAAUAUCAGUGAGUUUUAAAUCAGAACAAGUUACCUGUCACAUUGAAGAAAAGGGUAGGCACUAAAGGGAGAACACAGAAAGAAGAAUUUCUAAAAUAUUGGAUUUACUUCUUAUAUUGAGUCAGAUGCAUACUUUUAGAUUUGCAUUGGGGAAAAUGUACUAGCUAAAAAUGGAUACACAAUGAAGAAUUCUAUUUGGCUAAUUAAGAAUGAUAUACUAUGUACACCCAAUAAGCUGUACUAGAAUGAAUAAAUUACUGAUAAGGUUACAAAUAGGUAAAUGUCACACUUCUGUUAAAAUGCAGGAGGUAGUGUCAUAAUGCCGUCUUUAUAUUCUUAAUAAAUAGCACUUUGACAAGAACAGGACUGUAAAUGAUGAAGUACAAGACAAAUACCCUGGGAAAAAAAAUGAAAGUAUGAGAAAUUGGCAUUUCUACAGCUGAAAUUCAAUGUAUCUGUUAGAGAUGUCUGGAAGGGUUACUUAGCCAAAUUUUACUCAAGCCAAUUAGGAGCUGAUAUUAUCAGUUGGAAUUAAGAGAACUCCAGAGGUUUCCAUUUCAAACAAAAUUUUAGAAAUUGGUUUGGUGUUCAGCUUCACAUUUCAUUUUUUCUUAGCACAUGUUGAUAAAAUAGUCACAAGGAGAAAUUACCAGUUACGGUUUAUUAAAUCUCUUUUAAAAUGCAGUCAAGGAAAACUAGCCUUGAAUUUUUUUUAGAUAAAAUAAGAUGGUGAUAUGAAACAAAAAGUGGCAAUUAUUGCAGGUUUCCUUUUAGUUUACAAAAGUACUGGAAACUAAAUCAUAUUUCUUCCCUCCAAAUUUCACCCAUUCCUGACUUUGAAUCAAUUGCAGAAAUGCAGGUGUGUUACUUUGUUGAUCAAUAACUUUGGAACAAUUAUGGAUCAAUUCUAUGGUCACUCUGAAUUUUCAUGUCAUUAAUCACAUAAAAAUUGAUAAUACCUCAUUCUGUAUUACAAUAUGAUUUUAUUUUGCCAAAGGCAAGACACCUAUAGUUGAGCUGUAUUUUGGGGGAUUGGGUGAGGAAGGACUUCUGAUCUUAUCUCAACAAAAAACUGGCCAGUAUUUUUGUUAAUGUAAAGCUUCCUUUUCUUUCUAAAAAAUAGUAACAAAAUUAUUUUUCAUUGGCCUAUUCUGUUCUUGUGUCUAAACUAACAUUACAUUAAUUUUUAAUCUUAGUUUCUGAUAAACACAAGCCAUUCCUAUCAAAAUAUUAUUUAUUUCAGUCAAUUUUACCAAAUAACAAAGACAAUAUAUUUUCGUUUUUUUUUAUUAUGAGCAUAUGAUUUUUUGACAGGCUGUUUCCUCGUCGUAUAGAUUUUUUCCAAUCAAACCUACUUUUUCCAUACUCUGUGCAUAUUUUUUGUGAAGUUAUACACAUUGAAGACCCUAAAAAUCCCAGUCCAUCAUUCAGCUUACCUCUGCGAACUUCUAUCUGGUAUUGAAUCAGUUUCAGAAACACAGACAGAUCCAAGGAAAUGUCUCUUUAUAAUGUUCUUAGGAUGGACUAGACCCAUAAAUGUGCCAUGAAUCAAAAUAUUAAUAAUUUGAAAGCUUUCAUGCUGUUAGCCCCUGAUGAAAUUCUCAGCAUUAACUGGCCAGCUCCUCUGAUUUCUGCAGCAUCGCAACAGGUUCGAAGAUGGGUUGUGGCUGGGUAUUCCCUCCCAUGGUGUUUCCUCUGGGAUGCUCUUCAUUAUCUCAAUGCCUGUGCCAUGAAGAUAGAAAACUGUAAGCUAACAUUUAAGAUGUUUCUUCUGGAAGGAAAGUGAGCAGGAACAAGUUAUAUUGCCACUGCUGUGGCAAAUUUUGGUGAACUUUUGGGGUCAUUAUAUCAAUUUUUUCUUUGGAUUCAAAUUGUAAUGUCCCCUGCAUUUCCUUAAUAGGGAAUGUGAAACCUUUAUAAAACUCUAAAAGUAUUCUGUUUUGAUAUGUCUUUUUGUUUCUAUUCAUUUUCAGUUAUAUGAUUGAUUUACUUAUGCCAAGAUUCUGUCACUGUCAGUUAUUUAAUGAGUGUUUUUUCAGGGUCUGUUUUAAGAUCAUUAUUUGAUAGCUGUAGCAUGAAGCAGAGGUUGAUGAUGCCCAUAAUUGCAAGACUAUUCCUGUAAAAAUAACAAUUAUUGGGUAAUAACUUCAAGAGGAAUGAGAAGUGACAAAAUUGAUUUAAAAUAUUGUUCUACUUAUAAAUAAAUGCUUGAUAUAAAAAAUUUUCUCCAUAAAGUUUGACAUCUGACCCCAGAUUCUAUGUAAUCAUUAUUAGAAAUUCCUUCUCUCAUUAUUUCAGGAUUAGUAGUUCUGUGUAAUUCAUUUUACAAUUUCAAAUUGUUCUGGUGCCAUAAAGUAUACAGACUACUUUAAAGAUUUCCAAAUCCCCUAAUUUACCCCACAACAGCAUGUAAUUUUAGCCAAGAUAUGUCCUGUUACUAAGUAUCUCCCAAUGCUUUAGUAAAACGUAUUUAGGAGAAAUGUUGAAAAUGUACAUGAAGCUCCUUUCUGAUAUAGAAACCAUUUCUGGAGUAUUUACACUGGUUUGAUGUUUACAUUGCUCUAACUCGGUGCCUCAGAUACCUCUGUGACCAAAUUUGUCUCCAACCACAUAGCUCAUUUCCUAUAAUGUUAUAUCAUAGGAAGCCCUCACAGAGACACUAACACAGCUAAAGAUCUUCUGAUAUUAUCAGCAAGGGAUGCAAGGACUUUAUUGGAAUCUGGAGAGUUUAACUGCCUUCUCUUGGUCUCCUCACUUACUUCUUAUGAAGUUGGCAUUACCUGAGACUCUUAGCUGUGAUUAGGUACAAGCUUACCUUUUAGGGUAGAAAAAGAAAGAUCAUUUGAAAAAUGUAUCUAAAAUAAUCCAGAGAACAUAAUGUUUGUCUUGGUCUGAUAAUGAUAAGAAGUCAAGGAUUGGCAGAGAAAAUACUAAACGCCAAGAGUUGAGCCUGUGGGUCUCUCCAUAAGAGUUUUAAAACUCUUGCCAGUUACCACUUUAUCCAAUUUGCUAUCAUUUUCGUAUUAUCAGCUAUCGCCCUGUAAAAUAUUCAAAACUAGCUAUUUCUAAAGUAAACAUUUUAUCUGUUACUUUUAACCAGAUAGGUGUCUUUGUCAUCCUUCUACUAUAAAUUGUUCUUUGCCAACCUGUACAGGUAGAUGAACCAGGCGAGAGUUUUAAUCAGCCUUUUCUUGUCCCCUUUGUAAGAAAGAGAUGCUUGCCAUAGAGAAGGACAUGAGUACAUUAAAAAUAAUUUAAUAGCCACAAUAUGAUGUUCUUUAAGCUGCAAAUUGAGUACACUGGGAAUCAACAAAUUUGAUGAAGCCUGUCUGUCUCUUCACCAGUGGAGUGAGUGCAGCAGUUAGAAAGAGAAGCAAUAUUGUGCAACUGGUGCAGUGGUGAGUUAAUCAUAGUGUAUAACCUUGUGUUCAUGAAACAGGUUGUUCAUUGUUCUGCAUCUCUCUUCAUUUAAAAAGGAUACACAAUUCUUUCCUCAUUGCAUAUUACACCAAACGUUUGAGGGAAAAAUCCUCAUUCGUAAAGGAUUUUGGAUGUAUAAUCUAAAACUCAACAAUAAAGAAAUAAUAUUCCAAGUCUCUGGUUUCCUAAGAUACAUAAUAACUGUUUAUAAAGAAGGUCUAAGAGCUGAUAUUUGCCAAAGUGAUAGAAGAGUUGUUUUUUCCUCUCUACUACCAAGCUUUAAGACAUUAAAAGAAGUCUAGUGUAUUUGAAUAUUUUAGAGAAAGCUUUAUCAUUUUUUAAGAUGCCAAGAUGCUGCCUACGUUUGCAAAAGUUGUCUAAGAAUUCACCAUGAGCUAUAUUUUCUUCUGGAUCUUUGACCAAGGUGAUGUCAGCUUAUUUCUGGGGAAGGUGUUGAGCUCUUAUACAUGAAAAUGGAUAUAGGCUAUUCUCUGGGAUGAGUGUCAUUUCAAUGCUUUAUAAAUCCAUGAAGCUGCUUGUCUCAUAAAGUAGAACUGAUACAAAUUUUGGUUGGAUAUAUAGAGAAUUUUAUAAAUGUAUUGCCUUAGAAUUUCUGGGUGGAGACCCAACUACAAUGACAUUGUCAUGCCAGAACUAUAAAGAUAAUUAGAGUUAAAAGUUGUUUAAAUUGUGCCCUUAAAUACAGCAGAACCUGGAGAAGGUCAUACUUCAAAGGUCGAUUUUGAGUCCGAAUAAAGAAAGACCUAGUAACAGAUAGUUUUUUUUUGUUCAUUUUCUUCUACCAAGUAGAGGUUUAUGCCCUCAGAACUAAACUAGUAAAAAUAUCUGAACAAAAAACCUUUCGUUGUUGGCAUAAAAAUGUGAUACACUUAGAGACAUUUUGUUUAUUGCAUAUAAAUCUAAUUUUUCCAUAAAUUAGAUUUAUGAUAUUUUCAUAAAGCACUUGAUUAGUUUUUCAAGGCGUACCAUCACAAAGAUGCUUUCCUGCAGAGUUCUUUGUAUCAACAGCCUAUGGUUGAGAUGUUUUCUCAUUUCCUGUAGAGAGAGAAUACCACUAACAAACAAACAAAAACUUUAGUGCCAAAAUAGUGGAACUAUUUUGUCAUCUUUUGAGAAAAAAAUAUACAAAGAAGUCAUCUUUUCAUUAAGUGGAUUCCCUGGUUCCUUUCCAGCUGGUUGUGGAAGUAAUGGCUAACAUCCUUCAGCUGACUUUGUCUACAAGGAUUAUUAGCAAAUUCUGUAGGAGCAAGCAUGUCUGACCUUAACUUAAUGGAUCCCUUAUUCAAUCAGUGGCUUCUGUCUUUAUGUCUGUUGGCAUAUCAAAAUGGUUUCUGUUCCUAGAAAAGUAAUAACAUAUGCUUAUCUUUAUUCUUUUUCCAGGUGAUUUUGUUUUCAAAUGCUCCUUGUGAAAACACCUAGUGUUGUAGAAAGGAAAGUGGCCAGAAAGAACAACUUGGGACCAUGAGUAGGUCAUUAAAUAGCUUAGUGAUUUAUCCUCAUAUAGGGCUUAUAAACCCUGUAUGUGUUUAUAUGUGCUUCACAGAGUUCGUGUCAGGCUCAAAGGAGAUAUGUAUAAGAAAGUGGUUUGUAAAUUAUGUUCCAUUUCAUAAAUAGACACUAUUCACAAACUAAAAUCUAAUAAAAAACCACAGUUGUAAUUUAAACUGCUUGAUAUAAAAAGAGGUAUCAUAGCAGGGAAAACACACUAAUUUUCAUACAGUAGAGGUAUUGAAAACUGAAAAUGGGAAGGCAACUUGAAGUCAUUGUAUUUGAUUGAAAAUGUUUAAUACAUCUCAUUAUUGACAAAAUAUGUCAUCUUGUAUUUAUUUCAAGGAAACCAAUGAAUUCUAGGUAGUAUAUUACAAGUUGGUCAAAAUAUUCCAUGUACAAAUAGGGCUUCUGUGUCCAUAGCCUUGUAAGAGAUACUGAUUGUAUCUGAAAUUAUUUUUUAAAAAAAUAAAUUAUCCUGCUUUAGUUAGUGUGUUAAAAGUAGACGAUGUUCUAAUAUAACACUGAAGUGCUUCAUUGUAUCCCAACAGUUUACCUUCAAGUAAUAUUAUCUUUAUUUUUAGGCUAAGCACGUUUGAUUAUUUUGUCUGUCUCCUAUAUAGAUCUGUUUUGUCUAGUGCUAUGAAUGUAACUUAAAACUAUAAACUUGAAGUUUUUAUUCUAUAUGCCCCUUAAUAGACUGUGGUUCCUGACGCACACUGUUAGGUCAUUAUUUUGUUGUACCAAAGUUCUAGUGGCUUCAGAAAUCAUAGCAUCCAAUGAUUUUUUGGUGUCUGGCUAUGAAUACUAUGGUUGAGAAUUGUAUUCAGUGAUUGUUUCUGCACACUUUUCAAAUAAAAAAUGAAUUUUUAUCAAUUA